AUGUAUCUCUGGGAUGCUUCCAGGGGUUCUAUUUCUGAGCUUGUGACCAUUGAUGAAGAUGAAGGACCUGUCACAAGCGUAAGCUGGGCACUUGAUCGUCAUAAACUUGCAAUUGGACUCAACAACUCUGAAGUCCAGCUUUGGGAUUCUGCAGCCAACCGCCAAGUGAGUACAUUGAAGGGUGUUCACCAAAAAUUGGAUUCCAGCAAUUAUUCGCAGUUGAGCGCUCGUUUGCUGUUUCAGAGACGCUUUCUUCCGAGAAACAGUUCCAAAGAAAACCUUGACCGAUUCAUCCCAAAUCGGCCUGCCAUCUAUUUCGACUUUGCUCACUAUACGCUUACGGACGGAAAAGGCAAAGGUGAACAUGUAAGUUCUUUUUCACCCUCGAGAGAAGCUUACAUGAAGCAAUUGGCUGAGGUGUUGAAUCUGAACCGCACAUGCAUCCUUCCCUUUAGGAACAAGCCUCAGCCGCGAGCCACACUUUCUUUCAGGGAUUACUAUGCUUUUCGUGAGCAGCAACCUGCAGUGCCAAGGCACAUUCACAUCCCACAGACUCUCCAGAGAAUUUUAGAUUUGCUUGUCCUUGUAGAUGACUUCUAUCUCCACUUGCUCUACUGGGGAAGUGCCAAUGUUGUAGCCAUAGCUGUCGACCGCACUGUGUAUCUCUAG
Thlaspi arvense is the source of this 669-nucleotide messenger RNA. NCBI's taxonomy places the organism in Eukaryota, Viridiplantae, Streptophyta, Magnoliopsida, Brassicales, Brassicaceae. The record is from the annotation of a GenBank genome assembly.